Molecule: messenger RNA, 2112 nt
Organism: Penicillium roqueforti
Lineage: Eukaryota; Fungi; Ascomycota; Eurotiomycetes; Eurotiales; Aspergillaceae
Product: Sec1 family protein
Exons: 7
Coding region: 1-2112 (703 amino acids)
Biological process (GO): vesicle-mediated transport; intracellular protein transport
Cellular component (GO): secretory granule; plasma membrane
Molecular function (GO): syntaxin binding
Source: RefSeq, a predicted model, not a curated record
AUGGGCUCCUCGAUAAUUAACAUUCAACGCGACUUUAUACUGAACACAAUCCGCAAUUCCGGUGGCGAUGAGUGGAAAGUCUUGGUGGUAGAUGAGACCAGCAAGAAAUUGGUCUACGGUGCUGUGAAGGAGGAGGAAAUUCUCAAUCUCAAUGUCUCCAACGUCGAGCAGCUCGAACAUCGACGACCGUCCAAUCCCGAUAUGGACGCGUUGUACAUAUUGUCCCCGGAAUCGUACGUGGUCGACUGUCUGAUGGCAGACUUCGAGGUGGGCCGAUACAGAAAGGCAUUCUUGGUGUGGACUUCAUCCCUCGAUCCGCAGCAGCGAGCUCGGAUUGACCGGUCCCAAAUAGCGCGCGAGCGCAUUGCGGACUUCUACACUAUGAACAUCAAUUUCUACCCCAGAGAAUCGCAUUUGAUCACAUUCCGGGAUCCGUGGAGCUUCCCAGUGCUCUUCCACCCGAGUUGCAACAAUUUGAUUCGGGGUCAUUUGGAAGAAUUGGCUCAAAAGGUGGUAUCUCUUUGCGCUUCUUUAGGCGAAUACCCUAUAAUUCGGUACUAUCGGCCCCGAUCUCCGACUCACGAGGCUGGAGUUAUGUGUUCUCACUUGGCGCGUUUCAUUCAGAACGAAUUGGAUCAGUUCGCGCAGCAUCAGCGUGACUUUCCGCCUCAAACAAACCGCCCCCGAGGCGUACUGCUCGUAGUAGACCGUUCCAUGGACCUGUUCGCGCCCCUCAUUCACGAGUUUACAUACCAGGCUAUGGUCCAUGAUCUUCUUCCUGUCACGGAUGGAGACAAGGUUACCUACAAAACGGUUUUGAACCAGGGAAACCAAAAUGAGGAGGUCAAGGAGAUGGAAAUUGGCGAGCAUGAUCGAGUCUGGGUGACCUACCGCCAUAUGCAUAUGAAGGAUGUGCUUGGGAAACUGGGCGAGGACUUUGCCAAAUUCCGAGCAGCGCACCCUCAGUUUGCAGACGAUAACGACAAGUCUAAUGUGAACACCAUCAAGGAUAUGUUGGGCGGACUGACAGAGUUCCAAGAGGGUAAAAGUGCCUACACGCUGCACCUCAACAUGGCACAAGAGUGUAUGAACUACUUCCAGUCCCGCAAACUCUUGGAAGUGAGCUCCACCGAGCAGUCAUUCGCCACGGGCCUGGAUGAGAACUACAAAAAGGCAAAGAACCUAGCAGGGCAACUCGUGCAGCUCCUCGAUGACGACUCAGUCGUACAACCAGAUCGGCUUCGACUCAUACUUUUGUACAUCAUGUAUCGCGGCGGAUUGUUAGGUGGUGACAUUCGCAAACUCAUGGCGCAUGCUGGACUCCCGCCAAAAGACGGCGGGGUGAUUGCCAACCUCGAACUCCUUGGAGUUCGUAUCGAGAAGCCUCUCAAGGAUGAAAAGCCACCAGUGCAGCCCCUUUUCACCCGACGAAACCCACCACCCGAAUCAGAGGAGCUCAGCCUGAGCCGGUAUGAGUUAGCUAUCAAGCAGAUGCUUGAAGAUCAGAUUCAGGGCAAUCUGGACGCGACUACCUUCCCCUUCACACGUCCACACACCGAGACUGACGGCGCCAUAGCUGCCCAGGAAAUACAGUCACAGCAGGCCUCUUUGCGCAGCGCAAAACCCACCUGGGCGCGCACAAGAUCCGUCGACCAGCCUCGACAACGCAUAAUCGUCUUCAUGGCCGGUGGUGCUACCUACGGCGAGUCACGAGCUUGUUAUGAAGUCUCAGCGGCAUACAACCGGGACGUCUACCUUGCCACGACGCACAUGCUGACCCCAGGUCUCUUCCUCCGCCAGGUAGGCGACCUUGGUGUUGACCGGCGUCGUCUCGACCUCCCAUCCGAGCGCCCCAAACCUACUGCCCCGGCCCAUCUCUUCGAGCGCGAGGCUCCCCCAGCCCCCAAUCCGCCGCCACAGAAGAAGCCUGUGUCAACGGCACACCUCAACCCCCCAGCUCCGCCAGAGGCGCUGAUGGCUGGUAUGUCUCUAAACGGAAGCAGAAGCAGCCCUGCCUCAUCUGGCAGCGGGAAGCCUGACAAGAAAGAUAAGGACAAGAAGGAGAAAGAGAAAAAGGAGAAGAAGGAGAAAAAAUACCGUUUCUUCAAGUAG